AUGGCAGUGCUAGUGCUCAUAGCUGUAACAAUGCUGUCUGCUGCCUUCUGUGAUUCUGUCUGUUUUGAUGACAUUAAUGAUCCAGAUAUUGAUUUAAACGAGGAGAUGGAAGAUUCUACUGCAAGUCAAAGUCAGCAAAUACAAAGUCUGGUGGAAGCAAUCGCCAAACAAGCGGCUAAUCCUCCAACACAAAAGGAACAAGCACAGGCAGCACCGCCUUUCCGUGCUUUUGAUGCAUCAAGAGAAGAAUGGCGAGAAUAUUUCGCGCAGUUGCAGGCGCACAUGACAGUCUACAAAAUCACGGAUUUGGUCCACGGCGGGUUCCAGCCGCGCCUUCCGACUUCGCUGCCGCCCCCAGGGCAGCAGCAGCAGCCGUCGCCGCUACCACGCCGACAGCCCGUCCCGUUGAUGCCUCCCGCGCAGCUUCAUCCGGGAGCGCCCCAGGUGGUCGCUCCGGCGCCUGCGGUCCCUCUUCAGUCGCCACCGCCUUCGGAGCUGAUGGAAGUCGACCCCUCAGCCGGGCCGCCUUCCCACGCGGUGGCUGUGCAGCCUGUCCUGCAGCCGCUUUCCUUGGGCACCCCCAAGGAGUCUGACACCGCAGCGCCUUGUCCGGCGCCCACUCAGCAGCCGUCGACGCAGCGUCAGGAGACGCUGCCUCUCUUCGUGGGUCCCGACGCCCCGUCGCGUCCAGUACCAGAAGCUGCGCCCGUGGUCACAGGCGUGCACCCUGACCUCGGUUUUCAGUCGGUGUUUCCCGAGGCCCCGCGCAGCCAAUGCUGGGGUGCGGACCGGGGACUGCCACCGACAACAGUCUCCGCCCCGUGUUCACUCUGUGUCAUUCCUAGUGCAGCAGAAGCAACAUCUGGCAGGAACUAUAUGGCGCAGAGAAUAGCUUGA
This is a messenger RNA of Schistocerca nitens (vagrant locust), 897 nucleotides long. RefSeq lists its product as uncharacterized. Lineage: Eukaryota; Metazoa; Arthropoda; Insecta; Orthoptera; Acrididae. The record is from RefSeq and is a predicted model, not a curated record. Bases 1 to 897 code for a protein of 298 amino acids. The transcript has 5 exons.